CUCAUUGCAUACUCAGGGAAGCAGGCCCCUCAGUUCAAAUGCAAUGUUCUGAAAUUUUUGAUUCAAAGAAAGAUAAAAUAAACAUACUUCACCUUGGAAAAGCCUUUGUUACAGACGGGGGCAAAUUGUCUCAUCUGCUAAAAAUCAUACAUGUGAAUGUACCAAACUGGAAUAAUUACGCUGAGUUAAAAGUAGAGAGUCCAUUUGAAAAGUGUAUGGAAGAUAUUGCUGAAACAGUGAAAGUUUCUCUAGAGAAAGGACAUCACCAUAAUGUUAAUGCCAUUGCAAUACCACCUAUAAGUACAUGUGGAGUUGGAUCUGUACCACUUCCUGUUUGUGGUAGAGCAUAUGUAUCAGCUGUGACGUCAUACAUAGAUGCUUACCCAAAGGAAGCCACAAAUAAAAUCAGAGAAAUCUAUUAUGUUGACACAGAUCAGUCUAAAUUAGACGCCAUUAAAUUCGCAUUUAGUGGUUUACAACAUUGGGUUUUCCAUCAAGCUGAUAACGAAAAGCAUUUCUAUCACGGUGAAGGGAAAGUAGUAAAAAUACUUGCCAGUGAAAUUUUAUUUGCAGAUGCUGAAGCAUUAGUAGCCCCACAGGAUGCUGAAAUGAAAAGUGAACGUUAUAUUGCCAAAAGUCUUAAACGAUGCGAAUGCAAAUCAUAUGAUCAGGAAAUUGCCAAUUUUCAUAGAUGUGCAUGGUGUGUCGGAGAUAUCAGAACCACAUCUGCUCCAAAAUCUUUGAAAUUUUACCAUAUUUUGCACGUUUAUUCCCCGAGUUGGAGAUCCGACGUUCCAUUAGAUGUAAAAGCUAGAGACUUGAGGACCUGCAUUAAAAACAUAUUCAAAGAGGCAUCAAAACUUAAGCUUGGGACAAUUGCAAUACCAACAUUUGGUGGAGGAAUAAAAGACAAUAUUAGCAAGCAAAAAAUAUUUAAAGAAACUGCUGGAGCAAUCGUUGAAUGUCUUAAAGGAACUCCUGGCUGCACUAUUCGUGUCAUUUUCAUCAUAGACAGUGAUGAAUUGAACAUUGCUCUAAUGAUUUAAAAAUUUUACAAGAUAUUGGGUCAAGAUGGAAAGAAACAAAACAUGGACUUCAUUGACGUUCAAAGACCUAAUUUACAAGUGUCAAAAACUGAGAUUUAAUCUGGAGAGCGUCCUAGUAAAUUGAACGGUUUGAAAUGUAAUGUAUAUCAAUUUAAAAAAAGUGAAAUUAAUUCUAGUAUAUCCAUAUCUUUCUAUUCAUUGUACUUGCAUCUUGCAGCUAUAACACAAGAUUUAGUACUUGGAUCUCUAAUUACGAACACUUCUUUUUCUGUAUUGUCAAAUCAAAUAAAGCUCAUGUAGGAUUGGUAUUUGAACAUUAAAGUUUUGUAGGAUGCAACCAUGCUGCAUUUUAAUUUGGUUUUGUAGCAGAAGAAAUUACAUUAUAUUGUAAUGCUAGAACUAGGACUAAUUCAAAUGUUUUGUGGCUGUAUUACGUAUAUUGUAUAUGUAACC
Messenger RNA from Saccostrea echinata, 1499 nucleotides. RefSeq names its product protein mono-ADP-ribosyltransferase PARP14-like. Bases 39 to 1046 code for a protein of 335 amino acids. Gene Ontology annotation, molecular function: transcription corepressor activity. The transcript is spliced from 3 exons. Lineage: Eukaryota; Metazoa; Mollusca; Bivalvia; Ostreida; Ostreidae. The record is from RefSeq and is a predicted model, not a curated record. Gene Ontology annotation, biological process: negative regulation of gene expression. Gene Ontology annotation, cellular component: cytoplasm; nucleus.